GUCGGGAUGCUAUACGUCCUUUCGCUGCGACCGGUUUGUAUUGGUGACGCCCUCAGGUCGCGCUGCGUGCAAACAGGCUUGGUGUGGAAGAAAGCGGCGAGCUGUUGGAGUGAGCAGAGAGAGACUCAGAGAAACACAAGCCUGAGGGAGGAUGUCGAGCGACUUCUACCUGCGAUACUACGUCGGGCACAAGGGCAAAUUCGGCCACGAGUUCUUGGAGUUCGAGUUCCGACCCGACGGAAAAUUGAGGUACGCCAAUAACAGUAAUUACAAAAAUGAUGUCAUGAUCAGAAAAGAAGCUUAUGUACACAAGAGUGUGAUGGAGGAGCUGAAGAGGAUCAUCGACGACAGUGAAAUCACAAAGGAAGAUGAUGCUUUGUGGCCGCCUCCUGAUCGGGUUGGUCGGCAGGAGCUGGAGAUUGUGAUAGGAGAUGAACACAUUUCUUUCACAACCUCCAAAAUUGGAUCUCUGAUUGACGUCAAUCAGUCCAAAGACCCAGAAGGCCUUCGAGUAUUUUACUACCUGGUUCAAGAUCUGAAAUGUCUCGUCUUCAGUCUCAUUGGUUUACACUUCAAGAUCAAGCCCAUCUAAGAAAGGGGAAUGGAACUUUUUUUGGCGGGGGGUGGGGUCUGCUUAUUUUGUAUAUUGCUUUUGGGGGAACUUGGUCUUUUUUUUUUUAAUAAAAUUUUUUUAAAAAUAAAGUAAUCCUGUUUUUUCAGAGUUUUUUCAUGUGCUUUAUAUUUCCAUGGGAAUCUGCUGUGAUUUACAGUAAAAACAAUUUUGCAGAUCAGCUGCAUCCUGUCGGAUUAACAAGGUUCUGAAACUAUUUGACAACACUUGCACAAUAUUUUCAAAAGUCCUGCCUCCAUUUACAUUUCAGAAAUUGUUUGUGGAACAAUUCAACUACGUUUCAAAAAGAACAAAUUACCUGGAUAUGGGCAAAUAUUGUGUAGACUACUAUUAAAAAAAAAAAAAAAAAGAAAAAAAAAAAAAAAAAAAAAAAGCUAGCCAAAUGCCUUUGAGUAACUAGUUCAUUUGGACCUGUAGUUGUAUUUAUUUACAUGUUUAUAAAAGGGGCUGUGAUGGCGUGCCUGCUGGAGAACAGCUGGUCAAUGUAUUGUUUGGGAUACUACAGUUAUGCUCAAGGUUAGGUUUACAUUAGACCAGUACAAUGUGAUUUUAUUUGAGGGUGCACAUCAUAAUUGUGGUUACAACCAUGGUUACCAUCUGAGUAUUCAAAGUAUCACCUACCAAAUGCAUUGCCAAGUCCCACAGCUCUAAAGAGAUGCUCAGUGCUUU
Acipenser ruthenus (sterlet) is the source of this 1300-nucleotide messenger RNA. It is a transcript of the gene magoh, whose product is annotated as mago homolog, exon junction complex subunit. Gene Ontology annotation, biological process: RNA splicing. The coding region runs from base 152 to 592 and encodes 146 amino acids. The record is from RefSeq and is a predicted model, not a curated record. The transcript is spliced from 5 exons. Gene Ontology annotation, cellular component: exon-exon junction complex; nucleus; catalytic step 2 spliceosome. Lineage: Eukaryota; Metazoa; Chordata; Actinopteri; Acipenseriformes; Acipenseridae.